GUGAUUUUGCAACAAGCACUCUAAACAGGUAUCUAUUACUAGAGAAGUCGUUAGCUGAGUUAGAGGCGCAGUCACCACUAAAAGAAGGUUCAAAAAUCAAGAAGCCAAGAAUUUUUAUCAUGGCUUACCCGGGUGCAGGUCAGUUAGGAACUCCAGAUGAUUUGAAUCAAGAGAAAAGCUACUCUGCUUAUCGGUGCCACAUGAACACUGUUGCUGGUAACGAAGCCAUUGUUGUUCACUACUCUGACAAUGAACAUUUUAAUAUUUAUGGUUUAAAUCCAGGAAUAGUUAAAACAAAUAUCAGAGACAAUUACUUGGGGAAAAAUAGCUGGGUUUCCAAGGUUUUGGAAUCCUUCAUUGGCUGGUUCAACAAGUCACCAGAGCAAUACGCAGAGAUAAUCACACCCUUGCUAACUAACUCAGCCCUAGACGCAGACAAUGGAUCUUUUUAUGAUAACAAUGCAAAGAAAAUUCCAGCCUCCAAAGGGUUUGACAAGGAGUAUGCCGACAAGUAUAUAAGGAAGUCAAAAGAGUUGCUUGACAGCAAGGGGUUGUGGUAAUUUUUAGUUUGUAAUUAUUCUAUUUUGUGUUUUCGCAAGUUUUGCAACUUUACUUUCAAAUUGUUUUUAUCAAACGCUUAUUUUCUCUCAGAACCUAAAUGGAAGUCAGCUGCUGGUUAUUUUUGAUAACUAGAUGGC
Molecule: messenger RNA, 698 nt
Organism: Pichia membranifaciens NRRL Y-2026
Lineage: Eukaryota; Fungi; Ascomycota; Pichiomycetes; Pichiales; Pichiaceae
Exons: 1
Coding region: 120-560 (146 amino acids)
Source: RefSeq, a predicted model, not a curated record